CCAGCAGUUGUCAGACAGUGCCACCCACCAGUUCCGCCCACCUGUGCCCAGCAGUGCCACCACCAGUGCCCAGCGGUGCCACCCACCAGUGCCCAGCAGUGCCACCCAGCAGUGCACCCACCUGUGCCCAGCAGUGCCACCUACCUGUGCCCAAAUGUGCCACCUACCUGUGCCCAGCAGUGCCACCCACCUGUGCCCACCAGUGCCAUCCACCUGUGCCCACCAGUGCCCAUCAAUGCAGUGCUGCCAGUCAGUGCCACCAGUCAGUGCCACCAGUCAGUGCCCAGCAGUUGCACCAGUCAACGCCUAGCA
This is a messenger RNA of Staurois parvus, 312 nucleotides long. The record is from the annotation of a GenBank genome assembly. Lineage: Eukaryota; Metazoa; Chordata; Amphibia; Anura; Ranidae.